Molecule: messenger RNA, 1536 nt
Organism: Temnothorax curvispinosus
Lineage: Eukaryota; Metazoa; Arthropoda; Insecta; Hymenoptera; Formicidae
Exons: 1
Coding region: 1-1536 (511 amino acids)
Source: RefSeq, a predicted model, not a curated record
AUGGAUUACAAUACACAGAAGAGUUGGGAAGAAGAAACCAAAAAGGACAAGGAAAAUCGACCUACGUUGGAGAACUUUCUGACUUUUUUCAAUGAGCAAGUACGAACGCUUGAGAUAAUUGACAAGACCAAGGGAAAGUCGGAAGCAUCAAAGACGCCAGCAGGGAAAAAACAAGAAAAAAAAGUAGCUUUGGCAACCACCUCUCAAGAAGGUUGUGUCCUCUGCAGCAAGAAUCAUCAGUUAUACCGAUGCCCGGAUUUUCUGCAGCUAUCGAGUGCUGACCGAUUAAAGGAGGUGAAAGCGAAGAAAUUGUGUAUGAACUGCUUAAGCAAAGGACACUUUUCCGCGGCUUGCAAAUCUUCAGCAUGCCGGAGGUGCCAGAAGAAGCACAAUACCCUGUUGCAUCCAGAGCAAGAAGAGAAGACUGCAACCGAUAAGAAGUCAGAAGAGGACGCGUCCAAGAAGGCAGUGGUAAUGCACGGCACUCAAGAAACCUUGCAAGAUACUGAAGAGUCAUCUUCUGUAAUCAACCUUGGAAGAAAACCCACGUCGUGCGUGGUGCUGUCAACGGCCCGAGUUAUAGUCCAUGACGUCAAUGAAGGCCAGCACAAAUGCCGUGCACUUCUAGAUGCAGGGUCGCAAUCCAAUUUGAUCACCCAGGAACUCGUCGACAGGCUCAGAUUGAAAUGUAAAAGGAGAGACGAAGUCAUCAGUGGGAUCAACCGAUCACAAACCAAUGUCGGUAAAACAGUAGGAGUAAAAAUCCGAUCGAUGAACGCGGAUUAUGAGGUAGCCAUAGAAUGUCUCGUGCUGCCUGCCAUUACUGAAAGACUUCCUCAAGUCAAAAUCAAUACUAAACUGAUUUGCUUGCCGGAGGGUUUGAGCCUAGCAGAUCCUGAUUUCCACACGCCAGGAACAGUGGAUAUUCUAAUAGGAGCAGGACUUUUCUGGCAAUUAAUCUGCAAGGAUUAUAUUCAAAGACCAAAGGGAAUACCCAGAUUACAACGUACGUUGCUAGGAUGGAUUGUAGGAGGGGAGCUUCUCGACGCCAGCUCGGAAACUCCAAGAAGCUUCUGCGGUCUCAUCACAAAUGCGCAACUCCAAGCGCAGUUAGAACGCUUUUGGAAGCAAGAGGAGACGCUCGAAAAACGGAGUCUCACCCAAGAAGAGAUUGAGUGUGAACGGCAGUUCCAUGAGUCGGUCAAGCGAGAUGAAACUGGUAGGUUCAUCGUAACACUUCCGAAGAAACCCGGAGUGAAACUCGGCGAUCCAGGGAAUCAAGCAUUGCAGCGAUUAUAUUCCCUAGAAAGAAGAUUCAGAGGAGAUCCAGCAUUGAAGAAUGCGUAUGUUCAAUUCAUGGAAGACUAUGAAACUCAAGGCCACAUGUCGUUAAUGGGACCAGGCCCAGAUACGAGCACAAAGGUAGAGCAAUCGUACAUACUUCCGCAUCAUCCGGUGAUUAAACCGGACAGCACCACAACUAAGUUACGUGUUGUUUCAACGCCUCAGCGAAGACAUCGUUGGGAACAUCGUUAA